This is a messenger RNA of Stegostoma tigrinum, 6655 nucleotides long. RefSeq names its product phostensin-like. The record is from RefSeq and is a predicted model, not a curated record. NCBI's taxonomy places the organism in Eukaryota, Metazoa, Chordata, Chondrichthyes, Orectolobiformes, Stegostomatidae. Gene Ontology annotation, molecular function: phosphatase binding. The coding region runs from base 1893 to 4124 and encodes 743 amino acids. The transcript has 3 exons.
UCCUCUCCCCCCUUCUCUCUCUCUCCCCCACGACCCUCUCUCUAAUCUACAAGUCUCUCCCUGUUCCCACCCUCUGCAGUCAUUUACUUUCUGUCUCCAUUCCUCGUUUUAUUUUAUUCUCUCUCCAUUCAGUCUCACUUUAUUUUCUCUGCCUUCGCGCUCUCUCUACCUCUCUGUCCAUUCACCCCUAGUCCCAGCCCCACACUCUCUCUCCCUCCCCCGUCUCUCUCUCUCUCUCUCUCUCUCUCUGUUUCCUGCCCUCUCCCGGAUGCUCUCUCUCUCUCUCGAACACACACACACUCAGUCACCGUGAGCAGCAGCGGGUUCCCAGUCCCGGGGAGAUUACGGGAUCCCCCGUCGGACCCCACCACCGCAGGCAGCUUCAAAUCCCGAGCGAGAGCUCGCCAGCGGGGAGAGUCCCCCCCCCGCGCCCCGGGAUCCGCAGCCUCCGGGCGGUCAGGAACACCCACCCCGAGCCGCUCCUUUUGUUCGGGAAGCCGGGGCGGCACCCAGGACCCAGCACUGUCCCGGGACAGCGGAGUGUCUGACCCGGGAGACAUCACCAUCGCCUUCCCUCCCGCCUGGAAUCGACCCCAUGGGAGCACAGAGACAGAGAUUUAUCCCAGGAUAGACUGUCAUCCCCGGGACGGAGGUAGGGAUAGACAGGAGGCCGUAUCCCGAGAACAGAGAGCGCGACUUAUUCCCAGGAUCGAGAGAAAGGCUUAUCCCUGACAGAGAGAUUUAUCUUGGGACAGACCGUGGAGUUUCCCUGUCAAAGGAUUUAUCCCGGUACGGACAGAAGGAGUUCCCUGAUCCAGAGAGAAGGAGGGAUCUAUCCUGGGGCAGAUGGGGACCUGAGCGUUCCCAUGAGGUGCGCAGGGGUACCUGACCAUGGCUUCGGUGGGUGAACUGCUGGCUGUGUGCUCCCAAGGGUCGGAGUGUCAGGGUCUGAGGGUAUGGAAUGUGAGGGUCUGAUAGUGAGAGUCCGAGCGUUGGGUAUUGAGUGAGGGUCUGAGUGUUGGGUAUUGAGUGAGGUCUGAGUGUUGGGUAUUGAGUGACGGUUUGAUUGUGAGGGUCUGAGUGUUGGGUAUUGAGUGACGGUCUGAUUGUGAGGGUCUGAGUGUUGGGUAUUGAGUGAGGUCUCAGUGUUGGGUAUUGAGUGAGGGUCUGAUUGUGAGUGUCUGAGUGCUGGGUAUUGAGUGAGGAUCUGACUGUUGGGUAUUGAGUGAGGGUCUGAGUGUUGGGUAUUGAGUGACGGUUUGAUUGUGAGGGUCUGAGUGUUGGGUAUUGAUUGAGGUCUGAGUGUUGGGUAUUGAGUGAGGGUCUGAUUGUGAGUGUCUGAGUGUUGGGUAUUGAGUGAGGGUCUGAGUGUUGGGUAUUGAGUGAGGGUCUGAGUGUUGGGUAUUGAAUGAGGGUCUGAUUGUGAGUGUCUGAGUGUUGGGCAUUGAGUGUGAGGGUCUGAGUGUUGGGUAUUGAGUGUGAGGGUCUGAGUGUUAGGUAUUGUGAGGGUCUGAGUGUUGGGUAUUGAGUGAGAGUCUGAGUGUUGGGUAUUGAGUGAGGGUCUGAUUGUGAGUGUCUGAGUGUUGGGUAUUGAGUGUGAGGGUCUGAGUGUUGGGUAUUGAGUGUGCGAGUUGAGUAUUGAGUGUGUGUUUUGAGUGUCUGUAAUGUCUCAGGGUGAAAGAUUUGGUGUUUGGCCAUAGAUCUGGAUCUUGCUCUGUCCCAUAUGGCAUUGUCUGAAGGUCACCAUCUUUGAGACCCCGUCGAUUUCCCAGUGAGACAGGGUGACCCAGGGGUGAAGUCAGUCGUGGGUGGGUGGAGCAGGUUUUAGUGACCAGAACUGGGGCAGGCUUGACCCCUUCACUUUCCACCAGUGACUGGGCUGAAACUCCACAAUGACGUCUCCUCCUCAGUGGAAGGUUCAGCUGCUGGAGAGGAAGAGAAGGGAUGAGGAAGAGGAAAGGCGCAAGGAGAAGGAAGAACAGGAGAGGCUGGCCAGAAUUCCGGCCUGGAAGAGGGAGAUCAUCGAGAGGAGGCGGGCCAGGCUGUGCCCUGGGUCAUCGUCUUUGGAAAUACAGGCCGAGGGUCAGGCUGGGUCUAGCCCGAUGGGCUCUGCAGCCAAGGCUGGGACUGAUGGGACAGAGCCUGAGGCCUGCGUUGCCACGGCGACAGACAGCGUGGUGCUGCGGGAGAACAUUGGGCCCCUGCGCCAGAAUCACUUUAUCCAGCGGGAGAAGCAGAGGAAGGGAGGUUCGGAGCUGGAGCAGGCCCCUCUGGGUGUCCCAGGGACCGAGAUGAUCUGUCACACCCCAGGGGUGACCAUCAUACAGGCAGACGACAUCACCAUCAUUGAAUCCGGGCCCAGGCUCCCGGGCACCAGUGAGAAGCUGCCGAGUGUGAAUGGCCUGGCCGGCCAGCAGGGGGCAUGUCGGCCUGACCUCCGUUCCCCCUUGAGCAGGAGUGUGGAGGAUCUGAACUCCUUUGGGAAGUGCCGAGCGGAGUUGGGAGAGGAGGGCCCCAAACGUGGGCGGGUCAGCCGGCUACUGUGCAGGUUCGGCCAGCAGGGGCGCACCUGGGCGACCAGAGAUGGCGGGGUGGGGGAGGAGACAAAGGCUCUUGCGGCACGGCCUUCUCGCUCCCGCAGCACCGAGAACAUCCUGGAGCGCCCGGGACGCUCAGGGGCAUCCUCUGGCCCACCGAGGAGCCCUCACGCCCCGCGCCAAGGACGCAGGCCCCAGUCCCGCUCUCCCCCCACCACCUCCCCUCCGCGCACGGUCUCCACCUCCCGCAGCCGCUUCGAGGCCUGGUUGGCGACAGAGACACCCAGCCGAGCCGCCAAUGAGGAGGAGGCCCAGCCCGCUAGGCCAGGGUCCCAGGGGAUGGUUGGGGAGGGAGGACGAGGAGGGGGAGGAGGAAGAGGGGGAGGAGGACGCCUCAGGCCUGGUUGUUUGGGCAGCGGGAGGUGGGAUCCAGAUCCAGGCCCCGGCAUAGUGAGGGACGGCAAGGCUGAACCCAGGGAGGCCCAGGCUCUGGUUGAUGGCCAGGCUGCACCCUCCAAGCAGCAGCAGGGGGAGGAGGAGGAGGAGGAGGCCAAAGCCUCCGUCCUCCUCCCCGACCCACCCUCCCCCAACGAUGUAAACACUCUCGGCUCCUCCAGGCCACAGCAGCCUGUCAAUGUGGCUUCCUCUUCCUGUGCAGAGCAGGCCCCUACAGCUUCCUGCCUUCCUGCUGUUGCUACUGCUGGUGCGGCAACAGACCAGAGACGCACUGGGGAUCCUGGACCACAGGGUGGGACGCCUGAGCUAGGCCUGGACAGGGCCCCCUUCACCGAGCCCGGGCCAGAUCCAGACACCAGUCAGGGGGGGCCCAGCAGCAACAUGAGCGGGCCGCAGCCUCCCACUGUGGGCCCCCGGGAAACCAGGCUUCCGGCCUUCCCUGUCCGAGCCAGCUAUGGAGGAGGGGGUGGGGGAGUGGUCGCCCGGGAGACAGAGGGCGCAAGUGACGGAGGGCGGGGGCGGCAGGGUACCCUGUCGUCCACGCCCUCAAGGCCAGGCCCCGAGGCGGUGUUGGAGGAUGGCGAGGGGAGGCAGCGGCCUACCUUCUCUCCCGGCCCCCAGCGCAAGUCAGGGAGAACCAUCACCAUCAACCCCCGCAAGAUGGCAGCCAACAAGACCCCGUCUCCUGGCAACGCCGCGACAACAGAGAACGGCAUCUUGGGGACGCCACCCCCCGCUGGCUUGCCCGCGGCCCCGGCAAAGAAACGGUACCCGACGGCCGAGGAGAUCCAGGUGAUCGGUGGCUACCUGACGCUGCAGAGGUCCUGCCUGGUCAAGUCUGGCGUGAGCCGAGGGAAGUUCAGCAUCUCCUUUAAUGACGGUGAGCUGGAGUCCACCUUCGAGUACCCAUCCGAGCUAACACUGCUGUCCGAGCUCGGCCCGGAGCGGGAGGACAGCGAGGAGGCGGCGACCGCGGUCAAGCCCCGGGCCCGAGAUCCCGCCGAGGAUGAGGACGAGGAGGAGGUGGAGGAGGGGUCCCUGGCACGGCGCCUCGGCGUUGACAAAACGUCGUCGGUGGGCACGGCCCUCCACAGGAGACCACUGCUCGUUGAUGAAAAUUGUCGGCGAUGACCCCCCGACCGGCCCAGGGCACGAUGGCGUCAGAGCAGCCGCCGAAUUCUGCUUUUCGUUUUCACCCUUCGCUCUUGUAAGCCGACCAGGAUGCAUCGCAUCAGGAAGAGAACAGUCGAAAACGUCCUGCGGCGUUUCAUUCGAUGGAACUGGUGACAGAUGGCUCUCUCUCUUUUGUGUUUUUUUUUGUUGGAUAAACCACUGGGCCACCAUCGGCCUGCGUUUACCAGUUGUCUCUCAGGAUUAAACCCAAGGCCAGCUGACCCCAACCCCCUCCCCUCAAGUCUCGAGGGGGAACAGGCCUCGGGGCGAUGGAGCAUGUUGAUGCACAAAGGAAUUUUCCAUGAGCUCGGAACAAAAAUAUGUGCUGAUAAGGGAUUCACCCGUAUUCUUGACUUUUUAAUAACUCAGUCCGCAGGAUUUCCUGCGUUUCUUCAAGAAACCAGGCCUCCAGAGGAGCCCAGUUGCUAUCAGUCAUGUCUGUGUGUGCAUGCAUGUAUGUCUGUGUGUGUGUGUGUGUGUGAGAGAGUGUUUGGAAUUCCAAAAUUAUUCCUCCUGUACCCCGUGUGUAAGUGGAGGCAGCCCUGUGAAGCUAAUUGCAACAAACCAUUUGUUUGAAGGUGUUACAAGUAUAUUCCAAUCCCUGGGUAUCAGGGAAAGGGAUGCCUUUACUGGGCCCUUAAUCAAACAGGGAUGGGAGUAAGGGACAAACUUCCAAAAUUGCUGGAGCAGAGACUAUGGAGGCUUCAGGCUCCGGAGAUGACGGGAGCAAGUGGAGGACAAAUCGAUAGGGUGCGUUGGAAAAUUCUGUUCAGCGUUCUGAGUAUGCCGUGCGAAAAGAGUUGGGCAUCCGGUCCGAAGUCCCCCCGCAAUUGUCACUGACUGACCAUUUCUCUCAAAGCCACAAGUCAUCCUGACAAGGGACUGCACCACCGUUUCUUCACUGUCGAUAGGUCAGAAUCAGGGAACACCACCUCGCUCCCAACAGCAACACUGUGCAUCUACCGACAGCGCAUGGACUGCAGCGGUUCAAGAAGGCAGCUCACCACCACCUUCUGAAGAGGUAACAAGGGACGGGCGAUAAAUGCUGGGCCCAGCCAGUGACCCUCACAUCCCGCAGGUUGACUUUUUUUAAAAAUUAAGCCAGUUUGAACACGAACUCUGCUCCGCAGUCGUGGGCAUCUCCAGGGGAAUAUCCAUAAAGGUUUAGUGUAUGACAAGGGAUGGCUCAGUGCUUAGCGUCGCUGCCUCAUAGCACCAAGGACCCAGGUUUGAUACCUCACUCAGGUUACUGUCUGUGUGGAGUUUGCACGUCCUGUGCGGGUUUCCUCCCACAGUCACAAAGAUGUGCAGGUUAGGGUGGAUCGGUCGUGCUAAGUUGGCCGUAGUGUCCAAGCUGGGUGGAUUAAUGAUGGGUAAUGCAGGGACAGGAUGGGAUGCUCUUUGGCGGUUCGAUGUGGACUCGAUAGGCCGAAUGGCCCGCACCUGUAAGGAUUCUCUGUCACAGUCAUGUGGCUGAUCGUGGGGUUCGAUGAAGUUGAAGCUUGUCUGUGGCCGUAUGGAUUUUCUAACCUCACCUUCCCACGCACUCCUAGCCAAACCCCCAUCCCUCUCCUUUGGCUGCAUCAUUGUACUGCACAGGAGAAGACGAGAUUUGAAAAAGCAUGGGAAGGAGGAGGAGGAGGAGGACCAGGCUCUGAAUUCAGCCGGCGAUGACAGUCAGCAUCCUAAGGAAGAAUGAGAACUGUGAUAACAAAGUGUGGAGCUGGAUGUACACAGCAGGCCAAGCAGCAUCUUAGGAGCAUCCAGCCCCACACUUUGUUAUCUCGGAUUCUCCAGCAUCUGCAGUUCCCAUUGUCUCUGAUACAAUGAGAAUUGUGACUGGUUUAGCUACCCUCAUGCACAGGAGUCUUCCUACAGUCCUGAAAUCCUUGCUCAAUCUCAGGAUUCUCCUCGAGUUCACUGAAUUUAGCUUGAAGCUACAGAUUUCUGCCAACCGUCAUACAAUUCUUCGUCAUUUAUCCUGAAAUCGCAGGAUUCUCCCUGCAAUCAUGGAACUCGCCCGAAAACCAUGGAUUCACUCUGAAAUCACAGAUUCUCCUUGCAAUCACGAGAUUCACCCUAAAAACAUGGAAUUCACUCUGAAAUCACAGGCUCUCCCCCACAAUCAUAUAAUUCAGCACCCCCGCCGCGACAAAAUUACUAGAUUCUCCAAGCAAUCAUGAAGACCUUCCUGAAAUCAUGGAAUUCUCACAACCACCCCUCCCAAAAACAUUUCUCGACUCAGUUAUUGAACUCUCCGUGUAUUCCGCAGGGUUCAGCGCAAAGUUUCUAGGUUCGCCCUGCAUGGAUUCUUCACACAAUCCCGGGAUCGUCAGCUAAAAUUUUUCCAGCAAUCUCCAACAGGUGCUGAAAUCACUUGAUCUUACCUUUGUCUUUGGCUCCCAAGUCAGCCUUUUAAAUCCAUUUUGCAGUCAUCCGGAAAGCACCCUGGUAUUUCCUCCAGCCGCCAUCCCUGUACUUCUCCUUGG